Cylindrotheca closterium is the source of this 1710-nucleotide messenger RNA. NCBI's taxonomy places the organism in Eukaryota, Bacillariophyta, Bacillariophyceae, Bacillariales, Bacillariaceae. The record is from the annotation of a GenBank genome assembly.
AUGGAGCCGGAAAAUAGAGCGUUAUCGUCGCCAAGACGCGGUCUACAUGAAGCAAAGUUAACAAUGCCGGGACUGAAGUCUCCGAUCAACGAUGUCCACCGACGAUUUCAACCAAAGAGAACUCGCAGCAUGGAAACGCAAAGCACAGAACUAUCUCCUGCAUCCCCUUGUGCAGCAAGAUCUAUCGCGAAGCAGAUUUCAUUGGGUCUUAACGAUGACGAACAACGAGAAACGAGCUCGUCUCAAGAAGCUCUCCCACUCAUAUCUCUUCAAGGGAAACGUCAGCAUCAUCAUGUAACCGGAGAUUUUGAAAGUACAGCACGGAAGAAGACAAAAGCCGACAUGGAUUCAUCAAACGCCGUUGCGUUAUCCAACCUACCACUCGACACUGAUAGCCAAGAAAUCUCCGGAUUUGUGACAAGAACACUUGAAAAAAUGCACAAAGAGAAAGUGUCAAUUUUGAAAUGUUUAAUCCGCCGUAGGUGCAACAAAAAGGGUGACACGCUCCAAGCGUUUGUCCAAUUCGCUACCGAACAACAAUUAGAUCUUGCCCUGAGUCUCAACGGCAUAGAAUAUUCCCGUCGACCAAUCUACGCACAUAUCCCCAAUUCCAAAGCCGCCGCGUCGAUUUUCAAGACGAAGCAGGUACUCUGUGUGGGCUUUCUUUGUGGAACCUGCACGCGGACUGAUUGCCUGAAUGCGCACGGUGUCGAAGAUUUGAUGCUGUAUGAUGAUACAGUACUCAACAAAAGUCGGACCCUUUACAUCAAAAACUUACCACCUGGAUUCCCCCACGUAUUCAAUACGAUAAAGAAGAGACUUACAGCGCACUUCCCAUCUGUUUUCUUCACCGCGUUCCAGCAUCGCAAAAAUCAUGGAGAUGCCAUGGUUGAGGUUGCUAAUGUUCAACAUGCCGUCAAGGCGCGUGAAAUUUUGAAUGGGAUCGAAAUAGCCUUCCAUCGGAUAGAAGUCAAGCCGUGGAAUCCAGAGUACCAAGCUUUAUUUCUUUACAACAGAGUGGAGAAAAGUUCUGUUCGAGCAACAGAUAGACGCCGGGCUGUAACCACUCCGUCACCGAAGAAGGAUCGGUAUUCUUCCCCCAACAGCAACUUGGACAUGGACUAUUCUCGAGAUAUUCGGCGAAUGCAAGAUAAGAUUGAUGACCUUCGGCAUGAAAACGACGAUCUUCGACGAGACUAUGAUGAUCUUCGAUGGAAGUACGAAGAACUUCGACAGAAGUACUAUGAUUCGAAAUCUCCCAACCAUGACUAUCGUCGUGGCGGGAGAGAUAAUCACUAUGAGAGAGACGACAGCAGACCUACUCACAGACAAUCUAAGGACAAGACCUUCGAUCUACAAUGGCAGCUGGAUCGAAUAAAAUACGAGAAGGAAGUCUUAGAAAAGGAGUCAGGGAUGCUGAAGCAAAGGCUUGAAAGACUGGAGCACCUCGAAGAUUUACAGAAGAUGGUUCCAAAAGUGGAAAACAUAUCUAAUGAUCUCCAAACUCGACUGGACCAGGCUUUGUUGCAAAAUGAGGAACUGACCAGUACACUGGAAAGAACGCAGCGGCAAGUCCAGGACUUGCAAUCGGAAAAGUCUUCAUUCGAUAUGACACUAUCUAAUCUUCAGAUGGAAAACGAAUCCUUGCAAGAGGAAAUGGACCAAAUGAAAAUGAAUCAUGCAAUGGAACUGGGAUUGGCUCAGGCAUAA